CCCCCUCCCUCCCCACCACGACGAUCUUCGUGCUGGUGAUUGUGUUCUCAUCGCGUAGCUUAGCAAAAAAAAAAAAAAGCAAUGUCUCGAAGUGAGUCUGAGCGUCGGAUCCGACGAGCAACAGCUUCGUAUCUGAGGGGAAAAGGAGAAAUUUUCGAGGGAGAGAUUAGUGCUCGGGAGUACGGUUUGUACACUGCAAUGAAUAAUGUGAUGAGAUGUCUGAAGAAGCCGCAGGAAGAGGAGGAGGAGGAAGGGGUUUAUGCUAUAGCCUCUACUUUUGGUUACUUGUACGAGUUGGCCCUACAUUUGACAUCACCGGAGGUGAAUAUUCCUGUUAUUGGUCUUGGCGUUGGACCAGUCACCCCUGGGGAUAUCAGGAAGGCCACUCAACUGAGGAAGAAACAUACCACCGUCUUGGCGUUUCGAGUCCAGGUGACUCCGAAGGCGUCUCUACUAGCCCAAACUUUAAGAGUCAAAAUCAUCUGUGGCGACACCAUCCAACACCUGUGCCGACAGUUUCGGAGGUUUAGCGAGGAGGGGCUGGGAGAGGAUAAGAAGGAGUCAGAGAGUGAUGUAUCAGAAGUCUCCCCAUGUCUCCUCUCCAUCUUACCCAAGUGCGUGCUCAACAAGGAAGACCCAAUUGUCGUGGGAGUUUAUGUUGUUGAGGGUUUUGUUAAGGUAGGGACUCCCUUAUGCAUUCCAAACCGAGCUUUUGUCAAUAUAGGACGGGUUGCAUGGAUUCAGAAGGACCAGCGACCCGUCGAGUUUGCCAGGGAAGGCGAGAAAGUGAUUAUCAAGAUUGUUGCUGCUGACCCCAAAACACAACAAGGGAUGUUGCUGGGAAUAGAUUUUGACGAAGCAGAUGUGUUUGUCAGUCGCACCUCAAGGGUAGCUGUCUACCAGGUCGAGAUCAACCCGUCAAAUGGAGAGAAAAAAAUAGAAGAAACAAACAAAAUGCCCUCAUCAUUUGAGUGAUCAAAACUGGCAUUUAUUUAUUUCCUCUUGUUUUUAAAGCUUCAGUUCAUAUUUGCUCCACAAUACUACACUUUGAGCUAUACGAUAAGCUCCACAGAUCAGUCAAGUUAUUAAUCAACCAGUUAUUUUCAGCAUAUAAAAGAUGCGACA
This is a messenger RNA of Raphanus sativus (radish), 1125 nucleotides long. RefSeq lists its product as uncharacterized. The transcript has 4 exons. Gene Ontology annotation, molecular function: translation initiation factor activity. The record is from RefSeq and is a predicted model, not a curated record. Bases 82 to 975 code for a protein of 297 amino acids. NCBI's taxonomy places the organism in Eukaryota, Viridiplantae, Streptophyta, Magnoliopsida, Brassicales, Brassicaceae.